Sinocyclocheilus anshuiensis is the source of this 499-nucleotide messenger RNA. Its product is annotated as guanine nucleotide-binding protein G(I)/G(S)/G(O) subunit gamma-5. Bases 3 to 221 code for a protein of 72 amino acids. NCBI's taxonomy places the organism in Eukaryota, Metazoa, Chordata, Actinopteri, Cypriniformes, Cyprinidae. The record is from RefSeq and is a predicted model, not a curated record. Gene Ontology annotation, molecular function: G-protein beta-subunit binding. Gene Ontology annotation, cellular component: heterotrimeric G-protein complex. The transcript is spliced from 3 exons. Gene Ontology annotation, biological process: G protein-coupled receptor signaling pathway.
UCAUGUCCAACAAUAACGCUAGCAGCAGCAGUGUGGCUGUGGUGCAGAAAGCCGUCAAACAGCUCAGACUAGAGGCCAAAAUACGGCGAAUUAACGUUUCUCAAGCUGCCACAGACCUGAAGAACUUUUGCCUGCAGAACGGCCAUAAAGACCCGCUGCUGGUGGGUGUACCGUCCAGCGACAACCCCUUCCGCCCGCCCAAGUCCUGCGGCCUCCUCUGAACGACUGCUGUCUGAUCACACAUAGAGCUGGUGAAGCACUUCAGAUGAUGUGGCUGCCUUCAAGUGUCUGUUUCUACCUUUACACUACUCCAUAAAGACCUCCUGGAGCACUACACACACACAAACACUACUUAGCAUAGCAAAACAAGAAAUAUUUCUACUGUGUUCAUUUUCUUCAUAUCUGCACAGUUGCUGUCUAUUUGUAUGAACUGUAUUCAGACCGAUCGGUGUAUGACAUCAAAAUACCUCCAGAGCAUUUUGAAAGCAUAAGGAACCGU